GAUUGGCCGGCAUGGGCGGGGCGGCCCGGUGUGCCGGUUCCUGUGUCCGGCGGACGAUGCCGUCCGGCGGCUGGCGCUGGCUGCGCGGCCUUUGGGCUGCAGGUCAGCCCCUCUUCCAAGGCCGUGCGUUGCUCGUCACCAAUACCCUGGGAUGCGGCGUUCUCAUGGCGGCUGGGGAUGGGGCGCGCCAGACCUGGGAGAUUCGCGCCCGGCCCGGCCAGAAGUUCGACCCGCGGCGCUCAGUGAGCAUGUUUGCAGUUGGCUGCAGCAUGGGCCCCUUCCUGCACUAUUGGUAUCUCUGGCUGGACCGCCUGUUCCCUGCAUCCGGCUUCCCUGGCCUCCCAAACGUCCUCAAGAAGGUCCUCAUUGACCAACUGGUGGCCUCUCCUAUGCUUGGCGUCUGGUACUUCUUGGGCCUUGGCUGCCUGGAGGGCCAUACCCUGGACGAGAGCUGUCAGGAGCUGCGGGACAAGUUCUGGGAAUUCUACAAGGCUGACUGGUGCGUGUGGCCUGCUGCGCAGCUGGUGAAUUUCCUCUUCGUGCCCCCCCAGUUCCGAGUCACCUACAUCAACGGCCUGACGCUAGGGUGGGACACGUACCUCUCCUACCUGAAAUACCGGAUCCCAGGCCCCCUGACACCCCCAGGCUGUGUGGCCCUGGGCACCAUGCAGACUGAACCCCCAGAUGCCAGACAGCAAGGCAAGACUGACUGAGCCGCCGUGGCGGACCAGCCACCUGGGCAGGAAGGGGAACCGACUCCUAGGCCAAGUCCUAGCCACACCCUGACUCCUGGGCAUCUGCUUGGGCUGCCCCUGCCAAGCCCACUGCCAGGCCUCAGUUUCUGCCUCUGGAACACAACCAUGAAGAUGGACAGUUGUACCUCAGCCUUCUGGGGCAGCUUCAAGUGACUCGUGAUGGGCCAUCCUCAGCUCUGGGGUCUCAGCCAGCCAGCUGGCACCAAGCCCUCAACACUACUGUAGGCUGGGUGCUUCGGGGCCAAGGAGGGGGAUAUCGCCCACCCCCUUGCAGCCAGGCCCCAGAAUUUGGAGCCUCCAGUCUCAUCCUCUAGGCACGGACUGUGGAAAUACCAUUAAAUUCUCGUUGUAAUUGAAAA
Capra hircus (goat) is the source of this 1114-nucleotide messenger RNA. It is a transcript of the gene MPV17L2, whose product is annotated as MPV17 mitochondrial inner membrane protein like 2. The transcript has 5 exons. Gene Ontology annotation, biological process: mitochondrial ribosome assembly. Bases 12 to 713 code for a protein of 233 amino acids. The record is from RefSeq and is a predicted model, not a curated record. Lineage: Eukaryota; Metazoa; Chordata; Mammalia; Artiodactyla; Bovidae. Gene Ontology annotation, cellular component: cytoplasm; membrane.